Molecule: messenger RNA, 4301 nt
Organism: Pangasianodon hypophthalmus (striped catfish)
Lineage: Eukaryota; Metazoa; Chordata; Actinopteri; Siluriformes; Pangasiidae
Product: extracellular calcium-sensing receptor
Exons: 6
Coding region: 1194-3803 (869 amino acids)
Biological process (GO): G protein-coupled receptor signaling pathway
Cellular component (GO): membrane
Molecular function (GO): G protein-coupled receptor activity
Source: RefSeq, a predicted model, not a curated record
UAAAAUUUGGAGUAAAAUCAGCCAUAGAAUGAGAGAAAAUGGGAGAUGAUAUAUCUGUAAUGUAAUACAGUUAUACUGAAUAUGAAUAAAUUGCUGACAAUCACAAGACAGAACAAUACAAACAACUGGAUGCUAUAGGUCAGAGGUCUUCAAUCAUGUCUAUAAAGGGUCAUUGUGGCUGUGCGUUUUCAUUCUGGCCAAAUAUUAGACAUACCUAACAGUGUACUGUAUGUCCAGUGGAAUUACUUGACUUCUGUUUGGUUGCUAUUAGAUUGAAGACCCAUGCUAUAGACCUUAAAAUAUAUAUGUCUGGGAGAAUAAAUAAGACUUUAAAUAAGUAUUAAAAAGGGCAAACAUACUUCCAUAGUUUUGGGACAGCAACAAUAUUAGCAUUGUCACUUUGAGCCUCAUCCGAGACCAUAGAAUGGUUCUAAAGGUUGUAGAGUUGGAAUGGGGCACAUGAGACCAAAGAUAGAGACUGGUGCCAGUAGUUUUUUUGUUUGUUUGUUUUAAUCAUAUGAAAUCUUACGCUCAAUUCUUGAUUUGACCAGUAAACAGUGCUGGAGGUUCCUAUUUCCGCCUGUCAUGAGCCUUGUGCCAUAGCAUGUCAUGCCACACAUCUACCUGCCUCUGAAAUAUGUAUUGGAUUGAGUGACUGUAAGUUACAUCAGAUCCUGCAGAUGGCAAUAUUGGACCUGUCUUUUCAUCUACUGUAAACCUUGAGUCUAACAUUUGCCUCUGCAUAUAUCUGAGUAUUCACCAUACAACACAGCAAAUUCACUGUCAGUUACAAACAGGGCACUUUAAAAUUCACACACACACAAAGUGUGUCCAUUAUUAUGUGUAUUUUAGGUAAAUGCAUAAACUUCUGGUCUAAUGGAAGCAAUUAAAAUUUUCUUUCUUUUUUUUUUCUUUUUUUCAUUCUUUCUUUCUUUAUUUCUUUUGAGUUUGUAAUAAUUGCCACCAUAAAUUUUUUUGACACUGUCCAUAAUAACCAAGUCUGUUCAGUGCUCAAGUCAUUGUUUUCUUCCUCUCAACCUUUCGUUCCUCCUCAUUGGCCUGUGUAGAUGUCAGUCACCUAUGAAAACUGACAUAAGUUCUUUUAUAAAGCAGAGGCCACCAGUCUGCCAUACACUCUAGCGGGAUAUCCAUGCUCAUGAGUUCGCCCAGGAGCCUCUGUGACACUUGGGAAUAUGCCAGUGGGUGAGCUGGCACUGUUGGCUGUAUUUCUACUGCUCUGGCCCAAGGUUCAGUCCUCAGAGUCAAGCAGUGGCUGUUGGAGAAUGGGAGAAUUUGAUCCUAAUGUGCUGGAGAUGGAUGGAGAUGUUAUUCUUGGAGGGCUCUUCCCCCUGCAUUACAUAGCUCCAAAACCUGAUCAUGUUUUUACAGAACGACCACAGGUUCAGAGGUGUAGUGGCUUUGACCUGAGGGCUUUCCGCUGGGUCCAGACUAUGGUGUUUGCUAUUGAGGAGAUAAACAGGAACCCCAGGCUUUUGCCAGGUGUGAAACUGGGUUAUCGUAUUCUGGACAGCUGUGAUCAUGUCCACACUAGUCUACAGAGUGCAUUCUCUCUGGUCAAUGGAUCUUCACUCCCUCAGACAGAGAGCUUUGCAGCCAGAAGCCUUCCUUGCCUUUCUAAAGCUCCUGUUCCUGCAAUCAUAGGCCUGGCAUCAUCUACACCAACCCGAGCUGUAGCCCACACAUUUGGGCCUUUUGAGAUCCCUAUGAUCAGCUACUUUGCAACCUGCACAUGUCUGACUAAUAAGCACGUGUACCCAACCUUCCUCCGCACUGUUCCCAGUGAUGUUUUCCAGGUGCAGGCUCUGGUGCAGUUGAUGUCCCAUUUUGGCUGGCGCUGGGUGGGCACAAUUGGCACAGAUGAUGACUAUAGCCGAUACGGAAUCCAAGCCUUUACUGAGCAGCUGGAAGAAUGGGGUGGUUGUGUGGCUUUUCAUCGCACCAUCCCGAAAGUGCCCACCCCAAAACAGAUCAGUGCCAUUACUGAUGCCCUGGAGGCCUCCACAGCCCGAGUGAUUGUGGUAUUUGCCACAGAAGGUCAACUUCUAGAGCUGCUGUCAGAGGUGGCAGGGAGAAAUCUGACAGGCUGGCAGUGGGUUGCCAGUGAAGCCUGGGUAACUGCCAGUAUUCUUACAGCCCCAGUUUUUCAGCAUGUGUUAACUGGGACCCUGGGAUUUUCCUUUAGGGGUGCAAAUAUCUCUGGGCUGGCUGAAUUUCUUCUGAGAAUAAAGCCCUCGGAUAACCCAGGAUCAGUCUUCACUAACAUGUUCUGGGAAGAACAGUUCAACUGCCGGCUGGAUUAUGCCAGCAGUGAGGGCUUGGACAAGCCACUCUGUACUGGCUUGGAGAAUCUGGUGCAAGUUGAAAGCAGCUACACAAGUGUCACUCCGGUGCGGGUUUCCUAUAACGUGUAUAAGGCAGUGUAUGCCAUUACUCAUGCUCUACACCACCUACUACAGUGCACAUCCAUAGCACAAGAUUCAGACCAGAGAAGCUGUAAUACAGGGGCAGAAUUCACACCUGGACAGUUGCUUUAUCAUCUGAGGAGAGUGAACUUCACAAAUCAGUUUGGAGAAAAGGUGUAUUUUGAUGAAAACGGUGAGCCAGUACCUCUCUAUGACAUCAUUAACUGGCAGAAAGAUGGCCGAGGUGGAAUCAGGUUUCAGAGAGUGGGCAGCUAUGAUGGUUCAGCCCCCCGUUGGCAGCAGCUCAAGAUGGACAUGGACUUGAUAGAGUGGACAGGAGGGCAGAGCCAGGUGCCUUUGUCUCUGUGCACAGCCCUGUGUCCUCCUGGGACUCGACAGGCCAUGCGACCAGGCCAACCCAUCUGCUGUUUUGACUGUCUACCCUGCACUGAGGGAGAAUUCACCAAUACAUCAGGAGCCACAGAAUGUAUCCGGUGUCCUCUGUACUACUGGUCCAAUGCUGAGCGUGUGGCAUGUGUGGCAGGCAUAGAGGAAUUCCUUUCCUUUCAGGAGAUCAUGGGUAUCAUCCUUGUUACCCUGUCCCUCUUGGGAGUUGCUGCAGCGACUGCUGUCUCUAUAAUCUUCUUCCUCUUCAGAUCUACACCCAUAGUCAAAGCCAACAAUUCAGAGCUGAGUUUCCUGCUUUUGCUGUCACUGAAACUUUGCUUUCUCUGUUCACUGGUGUUUCUGGGCAGGCCUUCAAUAUGGUCCUGCCAGGCCCGGCAGGCAGCAUUUGGCAUUAGUUUUGUCCUUUGCAUCUCCUGCAUACUAGUCAAAACCAUUGUGGUGUUGCUGGCUUUCCACUCCACCUUGCCUGGCUCCAGUUCCCUCAAACGAUUUGGACCUCCUCAGCAAAGAGCAUUUAUUGUCAGUUGCACUGCAGGCCAAGCCAUACUCUGCAUUAGCUGGUUGGCAUUAGCACCCCCUUACCCUUUUAAGAACACAUCUUACCAGGGCGGAAGGAUCAUACUGGAGUGUAAGGAUGUUUGGCCUCUGGGCUUCUAUUUGGUGCUUGGUUAUAUUGGUCUCCUCUCCUGUGUUUGCUUCAUUCUGGCCUUUUUGGGUCGGAAACUUCCAGAUACAUUUAACGAGGCCAAAUUAAUCACAUUCAGUAUGCUGAUCUUUUUUGCUGUUUGGAUCUCAUUCAUACCUGCAUACAACAGCACCCCAGGGAAAUACACAGUAGCAGUGGAGAUAUUUGCCAUUCUGGCCUCCACUUUUGGAUUGCUUUUCUGUAUCUUUGCUCCUAAAUGUUACAUUAUUCUGCUGAGGCCUGAACUUAAUACCAAAAAAGGAAUGACUGGAAAAACAUCAAAAUGAACUAUUCAUUCAAGACUUUCUUCUAACUGCAGUUUAAUCAAAAUACAUUUGGUUGUGCUGUCCUUUAAGCGGAGACAAUAAUUCUAUGCCAUCAUAGAAUCUAUCAAUGACAAUCUAUACAAAGAAAGGAAAUGCUGUAUAGAUCUAGUAUUUCACUGUAUUGGAAUUUAUAAUACAAUACUAGACAUUUUUAAUAAUUAUUUUUAUUGUUCAUGUUCAAUAAACGUAAGAUGAUGUUCAAUAAAGUUUAUUUUAUGGAAAAUAGUUGCUACUCUUGGACAAACAGUCUAUUUCUUAAAUUUGAAUUUGCUGGAAGCUACCUUAAAAAUGCAAUAAAAUAGUUACAAAGAAUCAGGGGAAAGGAUUUUAUUUUCUAUGUUACCAUAUCUGCACAAAUACACCCAUAAAUGUUUCAUGCAUUUCAUGACUUGGUAUAUACACAUGCAGCUUAUAAGCUUUCACAUAUUGAUCACUCCAUCUCAAUUACCGUUCAUAAAG